Molecule: messenger RNA, 363 nt
Organism: Grosmannia clavigera kw1407
Lineage: Eukaryota; Fungi; Ascomycota; Sordariomycetes; Ophiostomatales; Ophiostomataceae
Exons: 2
Coding region: 1-363 (120 amino acids)
Source: RefSeq, a predicted model, not a curated record
AUGGCCGGCCUCUUCUUCUGGCGCGUAGGCGCCCUGUAUGGUGCGACAGCCGUGGCGAUGGGCGCCUUUGGGGCACACGGCCUGAAAAAACAUAUCACCGAUCCGCGGAAGCUCAACAGCUGGUCCACGGCCGCCCACUACCAGCUCGCUCACUCGGUUGCUUUAUUGGUGGCGCAUGGCCAUCCUGUGGCUGGCUCGCUCUUUACGGCCGGCAUGACCUUGUUCAGCGGCAGUAUCUAUGCCCUAACGCUCGAUCCCGAGCGCUUUAAGUGGAUGGGGCCCGUGACGCCCGUCGGUGGACUGUGCUUUAUCCUCGGGUGGCUUUCACUGAUCUUUAGCCGUGGUGCCGUCCUGCGCAUUUGA